AUGCGUUCAUUAGCUCUGAUAUUUUCUACAUUCGCCUCAUUGGUCCUAUCUGAGACAUGGCAUCGUUUGCCCGACGUCCCAAUCUCACCGCGACAAGAGCACGCAACUGUCCUUUUACCACCAGGCGACAUCGUUCUCGUUGGCGGCGUCACCAACGGUACCCAGAGCACCACUUCACUGGUUCAGUCAUAUUCUAUCACUCGUCGCAAAUGGACUUCGCUUCCACCCCUGCCUGUUCCGCUGAACCAUCCCAACGCCGCAGUUCUCUCCGGCCAGCUGUAUGUCUUCGGCGGGCUUGCGCAGAAAAACACGUCCUGGACCGCAAUUCCCAAUUCGUAUCGGUAUGAUGCAAAGACGAGGAGUUGGAGGCGGAUCGCAGAUGUACCGGAUGGCGGAGUCGGAAGUGCGGCCGUUGGCGUGUGGGAUGGCAAAGUGAUUCUUGCAGGAGGUUUGAAAGAGAUUCAACUGGUGUCACCAUACACUCAGUCUACCAUCUCUAGCGUGUACAUCUAUGAUUCCUUGACCAAUGCCUACCUCGCGCUUCCCGCAGCUGCCGCUCAACUACCUGACACACGGGACCACGCCUGUGGCGCUGUCAUAGAACAUAGAUUCUAUGUUUUGGGUGGCCGUGAGCGUGGCCAACUUACAGGGAAGUCUUCUGUUCCGGUCCUGGACUUGAAUGAUCUGAAUAAGGGUUGGAGUGUGGCAGAGGGGAUCAUGCCAUCGCCAAGGGCUGGAUUGGCGUGCGGAAUUGUCGGGAAGAAGGUUUAUACCUUUGGCGGUGAGGGUAAUUUGAAGGUCGAGAGUGGGGUUUGGAAUUCCACUGAAGUAUAUGACGUUGCGCAAGAUAGCUGGAAUACACUAGUUGGGAUGAAGGUUCCGCGGCAUGGCGGAGGUGCGGUGGCUUUCAAUGGGAAGAUCUACGUUCCCGGGGGUGGAGAUGUGAUUGGGAUUUCUCCUACGAGCUACUUCGACGUGUUCGUUACUUAA
Paraphaeosphaeria sporulosa is the source of this 990-nucleotide messenger RNA. Its product is annotated as kelch repeat-containing protein. The record is from RefSeq and is a predicted model, not a curated record. Gene Ontology annotation, molecular function: protein binding. The transcript is spliced from 2 exons. NCBI's taxonomy places the organism in Eukaryota, Fungi, Ascomycota, Dothideomycetes, Pleosporales, Didymosphaeriaceae. The coding region runs from base 1 to 990 and encodes 329 amino acids.